Molecule: messenger RNA, 1456 nt
Organism: Drosophila obscura
Lineage: Eukaryota; Metazoa; Arthropoda; Insecta; Diptera; Drosophilidae
Product: lipase 1
Exons: 6
Coding region: 16-1239 (407 amino acids)
Biological process (GO): lipid metabolic process
Molecular function (GO): hydrolase activity, acting on ester bonds
Source: RefSeq, a predicted model, not a curated record
AGUUGAACAAACCAAAUGACGGAGUUAGGUUGGAUCAUCGUCGCCCACGUGAUUUUCAUCACCUGCACCAAUAUAAGUGCCGCCGGCCAAUCGGAACCGCAUUACAGGUGGACAACGCUCGACUGGCUGAAGGCCCACAACGUAAGCCAUGAACUGCACAAUGUGACUACCGCGGAUGGCUAUCAGCUCCAGCUGCAACGACUGCCGAGGACCGGGGCACGCGCCGUGCUGCUGGUCCAUGGACUGCUCGGAUCAUCGCUCGGCUGGGUAUGCCUUGGGCCCGAAAAGAGUUUGGCUUUUCAGCUGCACCAGCUCCAGUACGACGUGUGGCUGGCGAAUCUGCGCGGCGCGUACCCUUACGGGCGCCAUCACCUCGAGCUGACCGAUGUCAUGGACGAUUUUUGGAGCUUCAGCUUCCACGAGCAUGGCGCCUACGACCUGCCCGCCAUAAUUGACCACAUGGCGGAGGUCACAGGCAGCGAGCAGCAGUCCGGAGGAGCGGACAAAGAGGAGCCACCGCGACAAGUGCUGCUAAUUGGACACUCGCAGGCCUUCAAUGCUUUUCUGGUGCUCUGCUCGAUGCAUCCGCGUUUCAAUCAACGCAUCCAGCUCAUGCAGGCGAUGGCACCCCUCUCUCGACUGCAUCGAAAGGUGCGCUUCGACUCCGCACAGGUGCGCAGCCUCAUGAAGUUUGUCAAGAAACGCCAAAAGUUAAACAAGUUUGAAAUUUUUCCACCGGGAUACUUUCGAAAAAUAUGUCAGAGCAAACAUGAUCAGUGCGAAUAUUAUACCAAACAGCUGGCAGGAAGCGCCCGAAGCAACAGAAAGCUACUGGAUGCCUUCAACUAUGAAUACCUGCUGCAGGGGGGCUCCGCUCGGGAGAUAAGACAUCUGCAGCAGAUAUGGAAAUCUGGAGACUUUAUCGCCUACGAUUAUGGACCGGUUCAAAACAUGAAGGUCUACAAUGGGGUGGAGGCCUUGCGAUACAAUCUCAGCAAGAUCAGUGUGCCGACUAUAUUGUACUUCGGGGAAACCGAUGCAAUAGCCACACCGGAAGGAGUGCACGGCAUCUACGCCCGAAUGAUGAACUCCGUGAGGAGCGUAAAAAGAAUCGAGUCUCCGAAAUUCAAUCACUUUGACUUCCUUAUCUCUGGCGAGGUCAAGUCUCUGGUCAACGACAAGUUAAUCGAGCUAAUGGAAAAGUUUCUCGAGGGUAAACUACCAUACAUAAUUGAAUAACGAACAGUUAACCGUCAGUCAUCAAAGGCGUUCAUUGAGUCCCAUCAAUAUGUACGAAUGACAAAAAUAAUUAUCCAGCGAAGUGAUUUAUUUGUCUUGGCAACCAUCCCAAAUGCCAAUUAUGUAAUGCUGCUGCUGCCUGGCCUGGCAGCACAUAAAAAGCCAAAUAAAUGUAUAAUAUCAAAAGGCAAAAGCGACCACUGGUCGACACUCUUAC